Messenger RNA from Gastrolobium bilobum, 1712 nucleotides. RefSeq names its product serine carboxypeptidase-like 18. The record is from RefSeq and is a predicted model, not a curated record. NCBI's taxonomy places the organism in Eukaryota, Viridiplantae, Streptophyta, Magnoliopsida, Fabales, Fabaceae. Gene Ontology annotation, molecular function: acyltransferase activity, transferring groups other than amino-acyl groups; serine-type carboxypeptidase activity. The transcript has 14 exons. Gene Ontology annotation, biological process: proteolysis; secondary metabolic process. The coding region runs from base 131 to 1588 and encodes 485 amino acids.
AUUUUUUUUUUCCUCUCUUCUGUUUAGAACGGGACUCGUUCAUUUCUGAGUGAGUGUUGUGAUUAAACCCAUCUAUGUUAUUUAAUUAGUUACCGAAGCUUCUCUGUUUCUCACAAAUAAUAGCUGAGUUAUGGAAAAAGCAACAGCAACAGUAAGGGUGACAGCUACUCACAGCAAGUGCAUCAAAUUCCUAUGGGGCUUGAUUCUCCUAUUGGCUCAAUCCAACUCAGUUGCAUCAAAUGCCAUCGUCAAGAGCUUACCGGGCUUCCCUGGCGAGCUACCAUUCCUACUUGAAACUGGGUACAUUGGAGUAGGAGAACUAGAUGAAGAGGUUCAGCUAUUUUAUUACUUCAUUGAAUCGGAGGGGCAGCCAGCAACUGAUCCACUUGUGCUUUGGCUCACUGGAGGCCCUGGUUGCUCAGCUCUCUCUGGUCUCAUGUAUGAAGUUGGUCCACUAGGUUUCGACUACAAAAGGUCUUGUGAGAUACAGACACCAGUUUUAGUGUUGAACGACUACUCUUGGACUAAGGUUGCCAACAUUAUUUUCUUGGAUGCAUCAGUUGGCACUGGAUUUUCAUAUGCAAAAACUUCAGGGGGAUACAACACUAGUGAUGAAAAAUCAACUGCAGACACUUACAUGUUUCUGAGAAAGUGGCUUCUGGUUCACCCAAAAUUUCAAAAAAAUCCUGUCUACAUUGCUGGUGAUUCAUAUUCCGGUAUCGCUGUUCCAGUCAUUGUCAAGAAAAUAUCUGAUGGUAACAAAGCUGGAAACUUACCACAAAUUAAUCUCAAAGGUUAUGUUCUAGGGAACCCAUAUACCGAUAAUCAAUAUGAUUUAAACGCAAGAGUUAACUUUGCCUACAGAGUUGGACUUCUAUCUGAUGACCUCUAUGAGGAAACUAAAUUUGAUUGUCAUGGAGAGUUUGCUUUCCCAAAUAAAAGUGAUGCUGGAUGUAUUGAACAUCUUGAGAUGGUCAAUCAGUGCCUAAAAGACAUAAACCCUCCCAUGGUAUUGGAACCAUUAUGUAGCUCUCUCAAUACAAAGCCAAACAAGCUCAACUCUGGUUCAAGCCAUCCUGGGGUUAAUGUCUCAGAUUCACUCCUUUCAGAAGUUAAUCCUAUUGGGCGAUGGUGCAGGGAUUAUAAUUAUAUCUUCAUAAACAUCUGGGCUAAUGACAAAGUAGUACAAGAAGCUCUGCAUGUUAGAAUUGGAACUAUUAAAGAGUGGGACAGGUGCAAUAGAAGCUUAUCUUAUGUGGAAGACAUAAGAAGUAGCCUUGAUUAUCAUCGAAACUUAACCAGCGAAGACCUUAGAGCUAUCGUUUACAGUGGAGAUCAUGAUAUGGUUAUUCCAUAUGUGGGCACCGAGGAAUGGAUACGAUCUCUGAAUUUGAAAGUUCCUUCUGAUGGUGAGUGGAGGCCAUGGUUUGUCGAUGGACAAGUUGCAGGUUAUACAGAGAUGUACAGAGAGAAAAAGUACAGCUUAACAUUUGCUACUGUAAAGGGAGGAGGUCACACAGCUCCAGAGUACAAGCCCAAGGAAUGCUUUGACAUGAUUAGUAGAUGGUUUGCUUAUUACUUUCUUUAGGAUAACACCUUUUCGCGCUCUUGUGAGUGAGCUAGCUAGAUCUAAUGAGAAAGAAGGCUAGUGUUCCUCCCUUUACUUAUGAUGCAAUAAUGAGACACUUUCUAGCUGCUCUCAAUUCUUAGAC